Anthostomella pinea is the source of this 792-nucleotide messenger RNA. The record is from the annotation of a GenBank genome assembly. NCBI's taxonomy places the organism in Eukaryota, Fungi, Ascomycota, Sordariomycetes, Xylariales, Xylariaceae.
AUGGCGUCAAACUUAGCGCAAGGAAAGACGAUAGUCGUGACGGGCGCAGCUGGAGGUCUUGGCAAGGCAAUCGCCGCGGCCUUCCUGAAAGCCGGCGGCAAUGUAGCGAUAUGCAACAUCAACCAGGAGCGACUCGAUCAAAUACAGUCCGAAUGGAAAUCACAGAGCGACAAGACGCUCGUCUGGAAGACAGAUAUCACCAAUGAGGAGGCGGUGAAGGGGUUCUUCGACGCUGUGGUGUCCAGGUUUGGCGGUCUCGACAUGCUCGUCAACAACGCGGGAAUCAUGGACAAUUUCGACGGAGUCGGCACCGCCUCGAAGGAGACGUGGGACCGAGUCAUCAGCAUCAAUGUCACGGGUGCAUUUCUCUGCCUGAAGGCCGCCGUCAACGCCUUCGAAUCCAAGCCUGAACCGAGCGGCACCGUGAUCAACAUCGGGUCCAUCGCGAGCUACAGAGGCGUAAUGGCAGGCGCGGCCUACACGGCAGCCAAGCACGCCCUGCUCGGUCUGACAAAGAACACAGCGGGCUACUACGGCGCGAAGGGAAUCUCGUGCAUCGCGCUGCUGCUGGGCGGUAUGGACGAGACCAACAUCGUCGAUGCCUUUGCGCGGGGUUUCAAUCAGGUGGGGAUGAUGUUGAUGGGAGCCGUCAACCCCGGGUAUGUGCCCGGUAAGACCGGCGUGCCCGUGGCUGAUGUUGCGAAAUACUGCCUGUUCUUCUCUGACGACUCCAUGGCGCGGGCGUCGAAUGGGGCUUCGGUUUGUGUGAAUAACAACUGGCCGGCUGCGUAG